This is a messenger RNA of Triplophysa dalaica, 5906 nucleotides long. Its product is annotated as low-density lipoprotein receptor-related protein 8-like. The transcript has 18 exons. The record is from RefSeq and is a predicted model, not a curated record. Gene Ontology annotation, molecular function: calcium ion binding; protein binding. Bases 193 to 3114 code for a protein of 973 amino acids. NCBI's taxonomy places the organism in Eukaryota, Metazoa, Chordata, Actinopteri, Cypriniformes, Nemacheilidae.
UUUCUGGUACUUGAUGCUCGAUAGCACGCCGCCCCCUUAGUGAUAAUUAUUCACACGAGCCGUACGAGGCUUACGUUUGAUGUCGUCAUCGAUUCAAACGGCCAGUGAAUCUAUUGGAGAUUCAGUAAAGGAGCGCCGACGCCAUCCGGACACGCUUUUGUUUGUGGAUGAGAACUACAGACCAUUACGGAAAUGUGGGCAGAAAUUGGGAAAUUAUUGUUUUUUCAUUUUUUAGUGUCGGAAUUACACCCAGCAAAAGGGAGUAAAACUGGUGCUGAAGCUGAGUGCGAGGAUGGACAGUUUCAGUGCAACAAUAUGAGAUGUAUUCCCACCAUAUGGAGAUGCGAUGAUGACGAUGAUUGCUCUGACAAUAGCGACGAGGAGAACUGCUUGAAGAAGACAUGUGCGCCCUCAGAGUUUGCAUGUGAGAAUGGUCAGUGUGUUCCUGUGCGCUGGCGGUGUGACGGUGAACCUGAGUGUCCAGAUGGAUCUGAUGAGGCUGAUGCCACCUGCACGGUCAGACAGACGUGUCCACCAGAUAAAUUCGACUGCGGAGGGAAGUGUGUGUCGCUGUCCUGGCGCUGUGAUGGGGAGAGAGACUGUGAAAACGGCUUAGAUGAAGAGGACUGUGCUGCGGAUGCCCGGUCCUGCUCAGGAGGAGAAUUUCAGUGUCGUAACCGCAAGUGUUUAGCACCAGUCUACGUGUGCGACGGGGACGACGACUGUGGAGAUGGCAGCGAUGAAGAGAAGUGCUCUCCGCCCACCUGUGGGCCGCACGAGUUCCGCUGCAACAGCUCAGAGUGCGUGCCCAAUCCCUGGACAUGUGACGGUGACCCGGACUGCGCUGAUGGUUCUGAUGAGUCGGAGGGGAGAUGUGGUAGCGGGUCCAGUCGACCAGCUCCUCCUCCUUCUCGCAGGGCGCAGUGCGGCACUGGAGAAUUUCGUUGCGGGAGUGGGGAGUGUGUGAGGCUGACCUGGAGGUGUGACAGGGAUCCUGACUGCAAGGACAAAUCAGAUGAGGCCGACUGCCCUCUGCUCACAUGCCGACCCGAUGAGUUCCAGUGUGGAGACGGGUCCUGCAUCCACGGCAUCAAACAGUGCAACAAAAUCCACGACUGCCUGGACAAAAGCGAUGAGGCUGGCUGUGUCAACGCUACCAAGUGUGAGGGACCUCUGAAGUUUCUCUGUAGGAACGGGGAAUGCAUUGAUGGCACGAAAGUAUGUGACAAUGUCAAGGACUGCAAGGAUCGAUCAGACGAACCCAAAAAGGAGUGCAGUUUGAAUGAAUGUUUACUUAACAACGGCGGUUGCUCACACAUCUGCGUGGACCGGCCUAUUGGAUUUGAGUGUCAGUGUCCCAUCGGAUACAGGCUGCUGGACAAGAGGACAUGUGGAGACAUCGAUGAGUGUGAGAACCCUGAUGCCUGCAGUCAGAUCUGCAUCAACCUUAAAGGGGAUUUCAAGUGUGAAUGUCACCCGGGUUAUGAGAUGGACCCUGUGAGCAAAACAUGCAAGGCAAAGGGAAAAAGCCCUUACCUGAUGUUCACGAACAGACACGAGAUCAGGCGCAUUGACCUGGUGAAGAGAGACUACACGCAGGUGGUUCCCACUCAGAAGAACGCGGUGGCCAUCGACGUAGACGUGGCAGCCAACCGCAUGUUCUGGUGUGACCGUUUUCAACAUAAAAUAUACAGUGCGUACAUCCAUGAAGCAAGCGACCCGUCUCGCCACGUAACCCUGAUCGAUUCAGAUCUGCAUUCCCCUGAGGGUCUGGCUCUGGACUGGGUCCACCACAACCUCUAUUGGACUGACUCAGGCGACAGAACCAUCUCUGUGUCCUCUGCGGAUGGAAGCAGGAGACGCGUGUUGAUCAGCACCGAGCUAAGCGAGCCGCGGGCCAUCGCUGUGGAUCCAGAGCGAGGGUUUAUGUACUGGUCUGACUGGGGGAUCAGGGCGAAGAUCGAAAAGGCUGGCAUGAAUGGUGUCGAUCGAAAGGUGUUGGUGUCUAAGGACAUUGAGUGGCCUAAUGGCAUCACUUUAGAUGUAGUAGGGAAGCGUUUGUACUGGGUGGACUCCAAACUUCACAUGGUCUCCAGUGUGGAUUUAAACGGUGCCCAACGCAGAGUCAUCUUGUCCUCUUCCGAAAGACUUGGCCAUCCGUACGCCCUCGCUGUUUUCGAGGAUCGGGUGUACUGGACGGACCGCGAGAAGGAGGCCGUCUACAGCGCAAACAGACUCACGGGUCAAGAUGUGACCACUCUCGCUGAGCACCUGAACGAUCCACAUGAUAUUGUAGUUUUCCAUGAGUUGAGCCAACCUGAAGCACCUGAUAGCUGUAACCUGGGCGGUGGGACUAACGGAGGUUGUGACUUCCUGUGUCUGCGAGCUCCUCAGAUCAGUGAGCACUCGCCCAAAUACAGCUGCGCUUGCCCAGACGGAGAGGAGCUGAGUCCUGACACACGCCAGUGUGUGCCCGUUCAAAAUGACACUGCUGUAAUGCCCACUGUCCCCAUCAACAUCACCAUGGAAACCGUUUCGGUGGCUGGCCAGGAAGCAGCGGUGACCUCUCAUUCUGAUAGUAUAGCAGAAACCAGCAUCCCAUCACUUCUCACUUCCAGCUCAGAGGAACCACCCAUCUCCUCUAAUGCUACAGCAGAGCAGAGCCCAACACAGAUGUCCACACCAGGAGAUACCAGUAACCUGUCUCACCACUCCGGCAAUGAUUUGUUUCUCCUUGGCCGUAAUCUGACAGUGGCAGUGCUUGGUGUUGUUAUUCCCAUAGUUCCUAUCGUUGCCACAGUGGUCUUCGGGGUCCUGUGCACCGGCAUUUACCUCGUAUACCGCAACUGGAGGCGGAACAGCACUAAGAGCAUGAACUUCGACAAUCCAGUCUAUCGCAAGACCACGGGAGAGACGGAAGAGGACGAGAUCCAUAUCGGCCGGACUGACAGGCUAACUGGACAUCACCACACUUACCCCGGACCCGUAGUGGGCAUGACUCCAGUCGGCACGGCCACGUGCCCACCCUUCAUUGCUUUACCUCUGGGAACCGGAUUACCGGAUCCAGCCACACACUGGUACACAGAGCAACCCACCAUCUCGAGUGCUAAAUGAAGAAGAGGAGGAGGAAACCUUUAGAUUUACUGUGACCACACAGAGAACGACUGAGAUGUGACUGGCACGCUGUGCAGGAACUGAGCGAGCUGAAUCACACACAGAGAGUUUCUAAAGUGCACUGAAAAACUGCACAGCAAAUGCUGGAUGCUUAUAUGAUAAGAUGCUGGAAAUAUUAACAGUUUUAAUGCAGUUAGAAUUACAUGUUUUGCAUUUAAUAUUUUUCUUAAAGUUUGACUUGAUAAAUAAGGCACUGGUUGCAUUGAUAUCCUGAAGUAGCCUAGAAGUGUUAGUACUACUGGUAAAGUUACAAAGAGAGUUUAGGUGGUAAAAAAUAUGAGAAGGAAAUAAUUCCAAAUAUAUGCCAACGUCUUAGUGUCAUUCUAAUCCAGAAAUGUUUACAAAGAGCCAUAUUUUGAAAUCUGACCAUUUACUUUCUUCAUACAUGUUUUUUGUGUUAUUGUGCACAGAUAAACGUCUGCUUUUCUUAUUUUUCAUCACAAGUUUUCAACCCCACCUCUACAACCACCUAUCACCCGCUGAACAAAACAAAAGAAUCCUUCAUAGAAAUUCGAAUGGCUUUUUCCAUUAAAGCAAUUACAAAAUUCCUUUUUGUAGUGUGUUUUGGCCAUUAUUUCAAUAAGAUUUAAUGGUGUUCUAAUGGGUCCCAUCUGCCACAUAACAUCCCACCAAUAGAAUCCAUCAGUUCCCAGUAGACAAUUAUACUGUAGUUUCCAUUAAAACCAAAACAAUUCCCAUUAAAGACAUCAGAUCCUUAACAUUUUCGAUUGUGUUUUGAACAAGGUUCUUUUUUUGAGCAAGGAAAUAGAGAUCUUUGUUUAGAAUCCAAUCACUUUUAAAUAGUUUUACUUCACAUUGACUUGAAACAUAGGGAUUUUUUUGUCAGCUUCAGUGCUAUUAUCUAUUUCUGGUUGUGUUCUUGCUAUCCAGAUUCUUAAUUCUUAUCCCCCGCUUGUAAACAAAAAUCCAUUGUCCCAAAUUUACUCCCAAAUUUUACUAGGUUUGCGCUGCAUUGCUUGGCAAGAACCUGAAUCUGGCACAGCAGACUCAUUAGAGCAGUGAGCACCAGUGUAUUCACAUUCAGUCAAAAAAGACGUUUCAAGUACAUAACGCAAAAAGUUAUGUUUUGCUAGGUGUAAAUAUUUACGAACCGGUGAUCAUUUACAAAAUGUAGGCGUUUCACACAUCUGUUUCUGUUAUUUGACGAAAGGGCUUGCUUUGGUUUUGUUGUGUUUAUUCCUGAAACGUGGAAACAGUCACCCCAAGAUUCUAGCAUAGCUGCGGGCAUUGAGCCAUAGGUUUUAUAAGCACGAUGUUUAAUGUCUGUAUAAACACAUUAGAAUCACAUUAACAUCAAAAAUUGUGUUUGACUGGCAUCUGUGCAGACAGCAUCCUCAGCGGUCUCGAUGCUCUCUAUUCACUGUAAUGGACGUACUGACUUUUAAUGAUGCUCUGAAAGGCCAUACAUUCCAAAUGCUGGACAUUUAUUCGUGCAGUUGUUCUUAAGAAAAGGAUCCUCUACAUUCUUUUGUUCUGGUAAGAGGAUGUAUAGUUUCGUCUCAGGGAGAUGGUACAGUGUGUGUGCAGUAUGGAAUAGGAUUUUAUUUUCUUUUAUCAAUAAAAUGUGGCAGGUUUUUUAAACAAAAUGCACUUGAAAUGUUUUUAAUACAAAUAAAUGAAUCUGUUGCACAACACCAUUGCUGGCGUGAACCUCAUCUGAACAUGCCAAUGUCACAUUUUACAUCAAAAUGAAAUUUGGACAUUUUUCAAACAUUUCUUGAAGCUUAUAUUUGGAAUUGAGUUUUGCAUUGUGACAUUAUUUCUAAUACAAUUGAGCACAUUGAAAAAAGCAUCACAAAGAAUGCUGCGGUUACUUUUAUCACGAAAAUAAUGUAACUGUGCAAAAAUCUUCCCAAAAAAGGCUUCCUUUUAAAAAAAUCUAAGUUAUCGUGGUGAAAAUAUGGCCCAGGCCUGUUCUUGAUAGGUUCCGUGACUUUCACCUGCUGAGACUUGUUCAUACUUUAUAUAUUGUAAGGGCGUCUUAAAUUGGCAGACAGAAGGACAGUUUUCUCCCAUUAGGCUGGUUUCUGUCAGAAAGAGCAGCUGUUCUUUCACAGAUUCUCUGAUCAGAUGAUACCUCAUUAAUAUUAAAGAGCAUCACUCUAGGAUAUAAAAUAAAAGCUCCCUCAUAAGAGACGAGCAGUAAAUAUCCUGUGUGUGAGAGAGGGAGAUAAAGAGAGAAUGUUAUGUGUGUGUUCGUGUGCGUGUACGUGUGUGAGAGAGAGAAAUCUGUGUUCAGAUUGAUUUGUGGUUUAAACCACUCUUGAUGCAUUGUUUCUUUAGGAAGUGUAAAUAUGUUUUCAUACAAAUACUUUUGAUACAGCUUUGUAAAAAUUGUACAUAAGAUUUUAGAUAACAGUAUUACCAAUUACCUAAUUUAUUCUGCAUUUUUCGGAUGGUAUUAACUUUGCCAAAGUGAUUCUGUGCUUUUGGUCUGUUUUGUUUACUUUAGCCUCUCUUUUUUAAAGCCCUUUUAGGCUGCUGUAAAACAUUUUCAUUAGUUUUAUUAAAUUACGUUCUUAUUGCACUUUUUUGCAGACAAAAUGUUAAUUGUUUUCUGUUCCGGUGCCUUGUUUUGUGACUUUUACUGAUGUUGUUUUAAUUCUGUCUGAUCUGUCACCACAUAAACUUUAUUGUGGCAUUAUGGUCUUGUAUUUCCAAUGUUGCUCUUUAUAUGUCUCUCUAUAGAUUGAUAUAAAAGUCAUUCAGAA